CUCUCGCGCGCGGCGCUGGCCGGGGCGGCGGCUGAAGAGGAGGCGGAGGAGGGGGGGGAGGACGAGGAGGAGGAGGAGGAAGGUGGCGGCGGCCUCGGCGAAAGAAGAGGGGAGGACGGAGGCGGCGUCGGACUGGAGCCGAGCGGCGGCGCGAGCAGCCCGGGGCGCUGUCGCGAGCUCGCCGGCUGGGCCCCCGCCCCAGAGCUACACCCUGCCGUGCCCGGCCCUGCCCGCGCCCGUGCCCCCGCGGGGAGCGCGCCGGGGCUGCCCCCCGAAUGACGGGCGGAAGGUUCGACUUCGACGAUGGCGGCACCUACUGCGGCGGCUGGGAGGAGGGCAAGGCGCACGGGCAUGGCAUCUGCACGGGGCCCAAGGGCCAGGGCGAGUACUCGGGCUCCUGGUCGCACGGCUUCGAGGUGGUCGGAGGCUACACCUGGCCCAGCGGCAACACCUACCAGGGCUACUGGGCGCAGGGCAAGCGGCACGGGCUGGGGGUGGAAACCAAGGGCAAGUGGAUGUACCGGGGGGAGUGGUCACAUGGUUUCAAGGGGCGCUACGGGGUCCGGCAGAGCCUGUGCACCCCCGCACGCUACGAGGGUACCUGGAGUAACGGGCUGCAGGACGGGUACGGCGUGGAGACCUACGGGGACGGAGGUACCUACCAGGGCCAGUGGGCUGGCGGCAUGCGACAUGGCUACGGCGUGCGCCAGAGCGUGCCCUAUGGCAUGGCCACAGUGAUCCGGUCCCCGCUGCGCACCUCGCUGGCCUCGCUGCGCAGCGAGCAGAGCAAUGGCAGCGUGCUCCACGACGCCGCGGCCGCAGCUGAAAGCCCAGCGGGUACCCGCGGUGGCUUUGUGCUCAAUUUCCACGCAGACGCCGAGCUCCCAGGCAAGAAGAAGGGUGGCCUCUUCCGAAGGGGCUCCCUUCUAGGAAGCAUGAAACUUCGCAAGUCUGAAUCCAAGUCUUCCAUCUCAAGCAAGCGCAGCUCUGUCCGCAGCGACGCGGCUAUGAGCAGAAUUAGUUCCAGUGAUGCCAACUCCACAAUCAGCUUCGGCGACAUAGAUUGUGAUUUUUGCCCCGUGGAAGACCACGUUGAUGCCACUACCACGGAAACCUACAUGGGCGAAUGGAAGAACGACAAGCGCAAUGGUUUUGGCAUUAGCGAGCGCUCCAAUGGCAUGAAGUAUGAAGGCGAGUGGGCAAACAACAAGAGGCAUGGAUAUGGCUGCACUGUGUUUCCUGACGGCUCUAAAGAAGAGGGAAAGUACAAAAAUAAUAUCCUGGUCCGUGGAAUAAGGAAGCAACUUAUACCCAUACGAAAUACAAAAACUAGGGAGAAGGUGGACAGAGCAAUUGAAGGUGCACAGAGGGCUGCCGCCAUGGCGAGAACCAAAGUGGAAAUAGCAAAUUCAAGGACUGCACAUGCAAGAGCAAAAGCUGACGCCGCUGACCAGGCUGCACUGGCCGCCCGGCAGGAGUGCGACAUCGCUAGAGCUGUAGCCCGGGAGCUGUCUCCUGACUUCUACCAACCAGGCCCAGAUUAUAUCAAACAGAGAUUUCAGGAAGGUGUAGAUGCUAAAGAAAAUCCAGAAGAAAAGGUACCAGAAAAACCAACUACACCAAAGGAAUCUCCUCAUUUUUAUCGCAAAGGCACGACACCCCCAAGGUCUCCUGAGCCAAGUCCCAAGCAGAGUCGUUCUCCCCAGCCUUCCCCAAAACUCACAAAGAAGCAGAACCCCAGCUCAGGGGCAAGACAUAACCAAGACAAAAGGAGUGUGGCAGAUGAGCAGGUGACAGCUACAGUCAAUAAGCCCUUGAUGUCAAAGGCUCCCUCGAAGGAAGUGGGAGCAGGCAUGCCAUCGUCCAAGUACUCUGGCCGCCACCAUGUCCCUAACCCCAGUAACGGGGAGCUGCAUUCUCAGUACCAUGGCUACUACGUGAAACUGAAUGCUCCCCAGCAUCCUCCAGAUGAAGCAGAGGAAAGCAGCAGAUCGAGCCAGUCUUCCUCAGCACUGGUGCACAAGCCAUCACCCAACAAGUGGAGCGCCCCUAAAUCUGUGACAAAAUCAGUUGCCAAAGAAAGCAAAGCUGAGCCAAAAGCUAAGAAGUCUGAACUUGCUAUACCAAAGAAUCCAGCAAGCAAUGAAUCGUGCCCUUCUUUGGAAAAGGAAGCCAAUUCAGGCCCUAAUUCAAUCAUGAUUGUCCUCGUCAUGCUGUUGAAUAUCGGCUUGGCCAUUCUCUUUGUUCACUUUCUAACUUGAUUGGAAUAAGGAGAGCCCCAUCCGGUGAAGUUCUUGGCAUUGGCUACUCCAUCUGUCCUAGCAAGUGUGACUAAACUGGAAAUGUAUGGAGCUGCAUUUUUUUUUUUUUUUUUUGAUGGAAGUCAACAGCUGCCUUACUAUUUUACCAUCUGACGUUUUUAGUAGGGAGCUGGGGAAACAAACGACUGCCUGAGGAAUGCGGUCGGAGGAUUGUGUUGCUGUGGCCGCCGCUCCAACAUUCACUCCUAUCUCAUUAGAAGAAAUAGGUAGCAGCAUCACUCACCAGUCUUAUGCCAUGACCUGCUGCUUUAACAUCUCCUGGAAUGUUCUGGGAGAGAACGUUUCGUUUGCUUGUGCACGACUAUGUUCAUUUUUGCUGUUGAUUUAAAUAUGAUGUAUAGUCACCUACAACGUGCGGGCCUGGGUGGAUGAAACACACGUGCUGCAGCUCAAGGAAAAGAGGCAACAGAAUUCUGGAGUAAAUGUGUUUGAUAGCAAUACAUUAUUUCUCUUGUCAUUUAGUCUUCCUAAGCCUGUAAAAAUCUUUAAAAUUUAGCAAUGUGAAGGCAUUAACCUUCCUCUUGAAAGCAUUAACAUGAUCGAGAUGAAUUAUUUAUGCACCUGGGAGGUGCUAAAUUUUAAAAGCUGAAAGACAACAGAAUUCUAAGAAGUGUAGUCAAAAUGUUGCAUGGAUUGCAGUAAUCGGUGUAUAAGGGAUCUAGUUUCAUUGCUGACGUACUUUACAACCAAAUGAAAUCUUGUCAGUGGCUAUGUUAAUUCCCAUGAAAGUUAAGCAAGAUGCUAUUAAUAACUGCUCUUUUUUUUUUUUCCAACUUAAAUUUUUGUUGAAUACAUUCAGGUAGAGCAUAAAGGUUUGUUAAGUCACUGCUUCUCAAUUUUAUGCCUUUCAUGUUUUUCAAAGUCCUUUUGUAAUUUCAUUUCACAUUUUAAAGGCUUAGACAUUUUUAUUUAAAUAUGUCUUUUGCAGUCCUUUGUUAUUCUGACAUAAAAUGAUUUUUUGCUGUUUUAUAAUUUAUCUUUAUUACUCAGAAGCAUGCUUACUUAGAGAAACUACAUGGUGUUUAUAAAAAUUGUGAUUUAAAAAGAAAUCAGGGGAGGAAAGGUACCUGUUAAAUCUCUAUAAAACAUUACAUUGAGGAGAGGGAGCUAGUCCUAAAUAUUUUCACGAUCUGCAUGGUUUAGUCAGAUUCUUUUUACCAUAUUUGCUACCUUCUCAAUGAAGAAGAGACAAGUCACAUGUUAGAACAGGUGUUGACUGAUGCUUUGUCACCUGCAGGGUAGUAACCCAGUGGUAUUUUUUGCAGAAGUACAAUAUGUUGAGAAUCCUGGGUGUGACCAAUAUGGAAUAAAGAAGAAAGCAGAAAGAGAGCAAAUGAAAAUUGCAACUUGUAUAUUUAUUUAUUUUUUACAUUUUGCUUUGACUUUUCAAUCUAGGGAGUAUGUUUUUACCCAAGAAACAUUUAAGUUCCUGUGUCAGUCUUGGUACUCUCACAGCUCCUUCCUAACCCCAUAGAUCUUUAUGCUGGGAAAGCUGAUUUUUUAAAAAAAUAAAUAAAAUAUUUAAUCUUAUUAAGUGUUUAUUUAAAAUGUGUAAUGCUUUGGAAAUAAUGGGUAAUAGAUAACUAAAGGAUAUGUUUAUAAGGUGAGCAUGUUGGUUCCAUUUAUAAAUAUAUGUAUGAUUUAUAAGCUUUUUUAAAACAAAGCUCAAAUUGUUGGUAUUUUUCUAAAAUGUGCACAGCUGUAUUUUACAUGAAAGGCUCUUUCUAAUGGGUUGUUAUACUGUACUCUACAUUUUGGACAGCACAUGAAGUCUGCCAAUGUACUUAAUAAAACAUGACUUUGUUUAUUUAAAGUUACUUGCUGUGAAAAAGAACUCCCUACCUGUGAGUUCCUUUAUUUAUAAUCCUUAAAACCAAAAUGUAUAAUGUACAGUUUUCACAACUGUAUCUGCUCUAAUAAAAAAGUUGGUUAUUAAU
Molecule: messenger RNA, 4258 nt
Organism: Talpa occidentalis (Iberian mole)
Lineage: Eukaryota; Metazoa; Chordata; Mammalia; Eulipotyphla; Talpidae
Gene: JPH1
Product: junctophilin 1
Exons: 6
Coding region: 276-2261 (661 amino acids)
Cellular component (GO): sarcoplasmic reticulum; endoplasmic reticulum membrane; junctional membrane complex
Source: RefSeq, a predicted model, not a curated record